Molecule: messenger RNA, 1017 nt
Organism: Aspergillus welwitschiae
Lineage: Eukaryota; Fungi; Ascomycota; Eurotiomycetes; Eurotiales; Aspergillaceae
Product: SDR family oxidoreductase
Exons: 5
Coding region: 1-1017 (338 amino acids)
Molecular function (GO): oxidoreductase activity, acting on the CH-OH group of donors, NAD or NADP as acceptor
Source: RefSeq, a predicted model, not a curated record
AUGGGGUCCCUUGCAAAAAAGGUUCUGCUUACAGGCGGCACAGGCUUCAUUGCCUCGCACAUUUUAAUUGAGCUACUGGACGCCGGGUAUCAGGUGGUAGUGACCGUCCGCACCCACGAUAAGGGCCGCCAGCUUCUCGAAUCGUUGUCGAACACCGGCGACAAGGCGGCAUCGUACGUGGUGGUGGAGGAUAUCGCCAAAGAUGGGGCGUAUGACGAGGCCAUCCAAUCCAUCUCAGAUCUGGACCUGGUAGUUCAUACCGCCUCGCCGUAUCAUUUCAACUACACAGAUCCUAAAACAGACUUCCUUGACCCAGCGAUCAAAGGCACAGCCGGAUUGCUCGCCUCCAUCAAGGCUUACGCGCCGACAGUCAAGCGCGUAGUUUUAACUUCCUCAUCCGCUACGAUUGUCACUCCCCCCAACCAUCCGGAGGUUUACGAUGAGACCAGCUACGGGUCGGUGACCUGGGAAGAGGCCAUGGUGCCGCAAGUUACAUAUCGCGCCAGUAAGAUAUUCGCCGAGCGCGCCGCCUUUGACUUCAUCGAGAACGACAAGCCAAACUUCGACCUUGUCACAAUCAACCCCCCGCUAGUAUUUGGACCGAAGCCGCGCCAUGUUACUGAUCUCAAAACACUAAACACCUCGAACCACAUUAUCCGUGACACGAUGCUCGGAAAGUGGAAAGAUGGGGGCGCACCUAUCGCCAUACCUUUCACCUGGGUGGAUGUGCGUGAUGUUGCCUUCGCUCACCGUCAAGCGCUGGAGUUGCCCGAGGUCAGCGGCCAGCGCUUUUUCACCGUGGCAGGCCAUUUCUCGAACAAGCGAAUUGCGGAGGCUAUCCGUGCCACGCACCCGGAGCUGGCCGACAGGCUGCCUCCUAGUGAUGUGCCCGACGAUUUGCCAGAGGGUAUUUAUGGAUUUGAUAAUAGCAAGUCUCGUAAGGUGCUGGGGAUGACUUUCCGCGACUUGAACACUUGCGUGGGAGAUGCAGUGACCUCAAUGCUAGAACAGGCUUGA